Molecule: messenger RNA, 2019 nt
Organism: Polychytrium aggregatum
Lineage: Eukaryota; Fungi; Chytridiomycota; Chytridiomycetes; Polychytriales
Exons: 4
Coding region: 108-1880 (590 amino acids)
Biological process (GO): pointed-end actin filament capping
Molecular function (GO): tropomyosin binding
Source: RefSeq, a predicted model, not a curated record
CGGUGGCGUGGCUCGUCGCUCUGUGCCGUCGCGGGCAUCGCACAGGCCCGCGCGGCCGCGUUGUGUGCGACUUGUGCUUGCCCGCACUCGCUAUUUCUGUCUUGUACAUGCGGUUUCUGUCCUCCCUCUCGCCCGUCGCUCGCUUGUUGGUGUCCUUAUUUUCGAGCCCGUGCGGCCAGCAGCCCGGCCUGGCAAGCAUGCUCCUGCGUCCCAAAACACCGCCUGUCUUGGGCUCGCCCCCCCCCGCUCCCUUACUCUUUGAUCUCCAUCCGCCACCGCUGAGCUGCCUCCCUGCCCUCGGCUGCUCAACCUCCCGCCGUCCAGCCCGUCGCCUCGCUCCGUCUCGCUACCCUUGUCCUCUAUCUGCAAUGACCUCCGUUACUGACCAGAUCGCCGUCCCCCAGGCCGCCGACCAGAUCGUGUCGCCCUCCGUCGAGGUCGCUGCAGCGGCCAAGAACGAGGCCCUCGGCGUGCUGGCCGCUCUCUCGGAACAGUCGUUUGCGGCCCCGCCCGCUGCUGUCGACGUGGCCGAUGUGGCUGCUGCGGCUGCUGUCGAGCCCCAGACCGAAUCGCUGGUGGUGCCCGUUGCCCACUCGGAAGCUGCCGAAGAAGCCCGCCGUGAGGUCCAGCAAGCUGUGGAGGCUCUGAUCGACAGCACCGCAACCACCGAGACUGUCGAGACUGUCGAGGUUGUCGAGAUCACCCAGGCUGUCGAGACUGUGGAGACUGUGGAGACUGUGGAGACUGUGGAGACUGUGGAGACUGUGGAGACAACCGAGGCCGCCGCCGUUGAGGAAGUCGCUGUCAAGGAAGCUGCUAUUGAAACCACUGCUGCCGAAACCGUUGUCGUUGAAACCACUGCUGCCGAAACCGUUGUCGUUGAGACCACUGCUGCCGAGCCCGCUGUCGUUGAAACUGCUGUCGUUGAAACCGCCGAGACUGUGGCCGUUGCUGAAGCCCCCAUCGCUGUCGAAACUGUUGUCGAGGAAGUCGUCGUCGUUGAUAGCACCGCCACCGCCGAAACUACCACCACUACCACCACCACCACCACAACAGUCGCCCAGCCUGAGCCGGCCGCGGUGGAGACCGAGGCCGUUCACGAGAUUCGUGAUCCUUCCCCCGCCACCCCUCCCGAGACCAUCGAGACCGAGACCAUUGCUGUGCGCGAUCUCGAGAAGCUGAAGGACGAGCUCAGCACCAGCCGAGUCUCGUCGCCCCUCUCUCCUCCCGGCACCCCGCGUCUGCGCGGCUCUGUUCCCGAUGCCAGGGUUCUCUCCCCGGCUCCCAUGGCCCGCAAGAUCGAGGACGGCCCUCCCGUCCCGGUCGGCUCCAUCUAUUCUCCUGUCCGUGCCACCAACCCCAUCCUGGACGAGAUUCUGCACUCGCUCCAGCUGCUGUCCGAUAACGACCCUUCGCUCACCGACCUGGACCUCAAGGACUGCACCAUGUUUACCGCCCAGCACGGCGCCGCCCUGAGCUCCGCGCUGCUCUUCAACACCCACCUCAAGACUAUCAACCUCGCCAACACCAAGAUCCAGACCCAGACCGCCAUCGACCUGGCCAGCAGCCUGAAGCACAACGAGUCCGUCGAGGUCCUCAACCUCGAGAACAACCAGAUUGCUCCCCAAGGAAUCAAGGCCCUCGCCAGCAUGCUCGAGGUCAACCAAACCCUGAAGGAUCUCCGGCUAGCCAACCAGCGUGUGCUUGCUGGAACUGAUGCGGAGCAGGAGCUCGCCAAGGCCCUCGCCAAGAACACCACUCUCCUGAAACUCGGUCUUUCGAUCCGCGACCCGGCCUCGCGAAACCAGUGCGAUCGUUCCAUCACCCGCAACAAGGAGAUUGCACGAAAGGCUCGUCUGGCUGCCGCCCAGAGCUCGUAAGACUGCGGCCCUGCCGGAAAUUGGUGCACCUAAGUUAUUCAACCGUGGUUUGAUCGAGUUCUUGCGUACUCUCCUUUUGGAUUCUUUGCCCGUCCGCCUCCCUCUUCUCUUUGUUCCUCCCACAUUUCGUCCGUAUCCU